This is a messenger RNA of Fusarium falciforme, 2514 nucleotides long. RefSeq lists its product as hypothetical. NCBI's taxonomy places the organism in Eukaryota, Fungi, Ascomycota, Sordariomycetes, Hypocreales, Nectriaceae. The record is from RefSeq and is a predicted model, not a curated record. The transcript is spliced from 4 exons. Gene Ontology annotation, molecular function: GTPase activity. The coding region runs from base 1 to 2514 and encodes 837 amino acids.
AUGAGUAUCGACGAGUGCAACAACAAGGGCCCCAAGACCCAGAUGCUCCAUCUUGGGCUCUACGUUGUUGCUCAAGAGGUCCUGUAUCACGAAUUCAUUCUCGGAUAUGGAGACUCGUGGAAGUCAAAGAGAUACAGCUGGGACCGGCGGUUGACUUCUUUCAUGCGGACCAUGAGUCGACGUCGUGAUCUUGCAGCCCGCGUUCAGAGAGUCUCCAUCCACCCGCUCCUCCUAGAACCUCUCGACAAGCCAAAAGACACCACGAAGCCUCCUCGUCUUAUGAGGGCUCCUGCUAUUGGCGAAGCGCGCAUGGCUCUGAAGAGAUCCGCUGCGGCCCUCGGCGUUGACCUAGCUGCCGUCUGGAAACCACGCUGGACCGAAGACCAACUGAGAUUGGUAUUUCCUUGUGAAGACUUUCUCUCAGCAUUUUUGAACCCUAACAGCAAGAAUCGGAGACGUCUUAGGGAAGCCUUGGAGUCAAGCCAGAAAGACCAAGGACAUCGGGUGCUGGCAGCCGAAAUGGUAGCGAUGCUCAUAGCCCUCCUCCCAAAUCUCCAACACCUCAGUCUACUUGAAGAUGGCACUCAUUGGCCCCAACUCGGCUUCCCUAACCCAGCCUUGAAAGCCUUGGGCGUAUCGAACCUACCACUCAAGGUCCUCGAUACCGAAAUUCCUCGCCGCAUGGUCCCAGUGUUGGCAACCAGCCUCGAGGAGCUCAACAUCCACCACUGCCAGCAGUUCUACGGUUGUCCCAGGAUGCCUGCUCUCAAGGUACUCCGUGUCUCUUACGUUGAUAUCAACAAGGACUACCUCGACACGUUAAUGUCUUGCUGCACAGGCAGUCUACACACUUUCGUGUAUGAGACGCUGGGACCAGAUGGGACGAUCGACCAAAACGUCAAUGAACACGCUAAACCUCAGCCCAAAGACAUCAUCGAGCAUCUGGAAACGGGGCACAUUGAAACUCUACAAACUCUACACCUGGAUAUGCGCGUUGGUUACUACGGCGCUGGGGGCAGCGACCAGGUCAACAUCCGGCACUUCUCGGCACUACGCCAUGUCCUGCUAAGCUCCAACAUGAUAUUUGGAUGGCAAGGCAAUGAGAAUAGCGAAGAAAAGUCGACACUGCUGGCAAAUAUUCUCCCCGAAACCAUUGAGACGUUCUGCCUCGUCUGUCCCGGCCCUCAACGACACACCUCCAUCGAAGCGGGACUGAUCGGCCUAGCCAAUCUCAAGCAGCGUCAUACAGAGCGGUUUCCCAACCUCAAGAGCAUCAGCGUCGCUGCAUUACGGCCCUUUGGUAACGAGACCAUGGGGCCAAUGAUAGAGGCAACGGGUAUGAGCUUCUAUUUCGAGAGGUGGCCCAGGACUGACGCUCCCGCGGCGUCUUCGCCGCCCGUCGCCAUCGUCUGUGUGGGAAUGGCAGGAUCUGGAAAGACAACCUUUAUGCGCCGCAUCAAUGCUCACCUCCACCAGAAGGAGACCCCUCCCUAUGUCAUCAACCUCGACCCCGCCGUCCUCUCCGUGCCCUUCGAGUCCAACAUCGACAUCCGCGACUCGGUCAACUACGAGGAGGUCAUGAAGCAGUACAACCUCGGCCCCAACGGCGGAAUCCUGACGUCGCUGAACCUCUUUGCCACAAAGGUUGACCAGAUUGUCAACUUGCUCGAGAAGCGCGCCCAGCCCGAUCCCGAGAAGCCCGAGCGCAAGCCCAUUGACAGGAUUCUGGUUGAUACGCCCGGCCAGAUCGAGGUGUUUGUCUGGUCGGCCUCUGGAACCAUUCUUCUCGAGUCUCUUGCGUCGUCUUUUCCUACCGUCAUCGCCUACGUUAUCGAUACCCCACGAACUGCGUCCACUUCAACAUUCAUGUCCAACAUGCUCUACGCCUGCUCCAUUCUCUACAAGACCAAACUGCCUAUGAUUCUCGUCUUCAACAAGACUGAUGUCAAGGAUGCCGAGUUCGCCAAGGAGUGGAUGACCGACUUUGAGGCCUUCCAGGAGGCGCUGCGACGAGACGAGGAGUCGGAUGCGCUCGGCGGAGUGGAGGGUGGUGGUCACGGAGGAAGCGGAUACAUGGGCAGCCUGCUCAACUCGAUGAGUUUGAUGCUGGAGGAGUUCUACGCACACUUGAGCGUGGUUGGAGUGAGUUCGCGACUAGGCACCGGAGUGGACGAGUUCUUUGAGGCGGUCGAGGAGAAGAAGCAAGAGUUCCUACGUGACUACCUCCCUGAGCUGGAGAGGAGAAGGGCAGAGCGCGACGAGCAAAAGAAGGCAGCCCGAGAGAAGGAGCUGGACAAGAUGAUGCAGGGAAUGACAGUUGGCGGACAGCCAGCGCCCAAGAAGGACGACGACGACGACGUGGACGUUCCGAGCGACGAUGAUGACACAGACUCGGACGACGAGGUCAAGAAGCAGAGCCUCCAGGAGCGAUACCAAGCCGCCAUGGGCGACAACGAGGACUCCGUCAUGGCGGACGCGAGUUUCGCCAAGUACCUCCACACACAGAGGCAAUGA